GACUUCCUCGAGGAUGGAACCAGGGCCUCACAGUUGCAAGCUCUGAAUGCUGAAGAUUCUCCGUUCAAGUGCCUCAGCGACAGCGAGAAGUCUGCCAUUGCAGAGGGUGUGGGGCUCGAUGACAAGUCAGGCUGGAACUACCUGAAGGCGAUCCCUUGCUCAAGACAGAAGCGAAAGCGCCUCAUGAACAUGUCCUGGGUCAUUCACCUGUUCGCCGGCGAGGGCAAGAAUGCGGACCCGGUGUUCAAGGAGCUUGAGGACUCAAGGGUUCUUGUAGAGGUUGACAUCACGAAGUCUAUGGCUUUCGAUUUGUUCAAGGUAUCGGGUGCCUAUCGGGCUCUCCUUUGGGCGGCGGCCACAGGACGCGUGGAUGGAAUAAUCGGUGCUCCGUGCAGAAGGGAAGGUGACUCUGUGCUCCUUUGGAAGCAAAUUUGGCUGCUUACGGUUGCAAAAGCGGCCCGUGCUGUGAGUGCUGAGCAACCAGUUUUCAUGAUGAUCGAGGGUGCCAAGUUGCUAAAGGACAUUCACUCCAAGGAUUACGACAGAUGGCCGUCAGUCAAGGAAGCAUGGGGUGGUCUUCUUGAAGCCUUGUGUUUGGAGGAGUUUAGUCCGAACAUAGUGACCAACCUACAACUAGGAGAUCCUGUACCUGACUGUGGUGAUUGUUCGAGAAGGUGGACUGAGCCCUUCAAGCUUUUGGUGAAGCAAGCUGUGCAUCUUUGGGAUGCUACCCCUGAAGGUUUGCAAGUGACGAAAUGGGUGAAAAGGUUGGCUUCUGGGGAGCCAGACUAUCUUCAGGACUUCACAGAGAAGGAGCUUGAGAUGUGGAAGAACCACGUACAGAACAAUCACCGACCGUUUCAUCGGCGAUGUCGUACUUGCGUGGUUAGCAAGGGCACAGGCCGCAUUCAUCGGAGAGUACGCCAUCCAGAUGUUCAUUGUCUGAGCUUGGACAUUAUGGGGCCUUUCAGGGCGAAGUCUGGUGAUCCGAACCAUCGGGAUUAUCGAUACAUGCUUGUCGGUACUUACACGAUGCCGAAGAUGAGUGAGGAUUUAGAGGAGGAAACGCCUCUAUCACCUGAGCCUGAGGAUGUUCCGCAGGCUGCCCUUGAAGAUGAGCAGGUUGAUGAUUCUGGUGAACGUGAAGACCAAUCCCAAGUUGCAACUCCAGUUGAAGAAGAAUGGGAUGAGCUGGAUCCAGUUGAGCUACGAAAGGAAGUUCGUGGAGAUUCGGCUUGCGACCUCAAGGGCCUCACUGAGGAGGAGUUCCUCAAGAUCUUUAAUGAAGUGGGCAAGCCUUAUGAUGUUCAGGUGAUUUACGUCUCUAUGCCUCUGGGUUGCCUAAGUCGUGUUGGGCAAUGGCUGGAAACUACGCAACAGCCUGGCAACGAGCUAAGGUGUAUGGCACGGGGCAGCGGUACGACCUUGAUAGUCGAUGGAGAAAAGGCACUUAUGUUGGGCCCAGCUUUGAUGUUCGAGGAGGAGGAGAACGUGGGACCUUAUGAUCCUGAGCAUGCAGCUGAACAGUAUGCAGCUGGUUUGCUGGAAGAGGAUGAAUUGGUGCAGGACCAGAUUAUUGAGAUCUUGGUUCAUCUCCUUCCGUCGGUGACGGAGAUCCCAAAACGUUUUGGGGAGCAAGAGACUGAUUGCAAGAUUUGGGCUGCAGGAGCGUUCGUUCACGGUGGAGUUGUGGGAGUGAAGAGGGCAACGACUACGUUUCCACUUUCUACGAAGGUGAUUGUGAAGUACGUGAAGCAGAUUGCCCCGGACCUCAAGUUCAAUGCGAUUGCGGUGAAUGUCAAUGUGAAGACGCAAGAGCACAAGGACGUUCACAAUGUGGGAACGUCUAUGAUUGCAGCUGUGUCUCAUUUCAAGGGAGGUGGUUUGGAUGUUGUAACUCCAGAUGGCGUACAGAGGCUAGAGUUGGGCUCUGGUCCAGGCUUCUUCGACCCGCACCACAAGCAUUCAACAGUACCUUGGUCAGAAGGCAACAGAUCUGUCCUGCUGGCUUACUCCAUUCGAGAUAGUGGAAAGUUGACGCAAGACAAGGUGGAUAUUCUCAUUGACUUGGGCUUCUGUUGGGUUCCACAUUUGUCAGCCACCGUCCCUCAGAUUCAGAACGUGAUCUACCACCACCAGGUCCCUCAGAUUCAGGACAUGGACAUAGCCAUACAGGACCUAGAAGAGAAGGCUGAAAGGUUACGAAGCCUGCUUGAGGAGGAGGAGAUUCUUGUGGAACAGUAUAGCAGGGUGGAGUCUGAAUCAAGGGGGCAUCUGGAGGACACGAGAAGCCAGAUCAGCGAGUUUCUGGACUACAUACACGAGGAGCUAGUUGGGUUGGAGAAGGUGCGGAUGGCAGCGUGUUUGAGUUCGGUGACCAAGAGCUCUUCAUCGAGGACUAGUGAGCAUGGAAGCGAGGAUGUCGAUUACGAGAAGCUUCUAGAUGAACUGGAGGACGACCUCAGAGUUGUUCAUACGGUCCCGGUUGCUCAAGUCAAGAGGGUUCUAGAGAGGUGGGUCGAGUCCAUCAAAAAAGAAGUCGAGAACUUGUUCGCCUCGAAAACGUUGCGCCGAGUCACGGCCGAAGAAGCGAGACGAUUGGAGAAAUCUGGACAAGUGAUGUUCGCACCAGCGAAGUGCGUGUUCACACUAAAGCCCCCUCAGGAGGCUGGUCGUCGAGCAAAGCGCAAAUGUCGCUUAGUGAUAUGUGGGAAUUACGUAGAGCGAGGCCAAGAAGGACAAGAGGACCUCUACGCGGCCGGAACUUCUUCUGACUCCCUGAGGAUGUCAUUGGUGAUAGCAGCCAUUCGUGGGUGGCUAGGCGCUAUUAGCGACGUGACAGGAGCUUUUCUACUAGCAACCUGGCCGGAAGGAAAAACUCGCUAUGGUUUCUUUCCACCAAAGGUGGUACGCGAUGCUGGUUAUGGAGAGGGUGAAGCUUGGAUAAUCGAGCGGCCAAUUUAUGGAUUGCGGGAAAGCCCCAAGAUUUGGAGUGACUUUAGGAACAAGAGGCUUCGCAGUGCCAGAGUUAAGUAUGGUGAUAUCACCCUUGUCCUUCGCCCGACCAUCGUGGAGCCAGAGUUAUGGAUGAUUCUUUGUGAGGUCACCGGGACGCUGUAUGGACUGAUGGUUCUCUACGUCGACGACAUUCUCUACCUGAGCAACAGAGAAGUGAUCACGGCGAUCCACGAGUUUGUAACUUCAGAAUGGCCCACAUCGCCCUUGGAAUGGCUUGAGGAACACAAGGCGGUACGCUACUUGGGGGUUGAGAUUCUUCGAGAACCUCGAGUUGAUGAACAUGGAAACCAGUAUCACGUGUAUACCAUUGGGCAGUCUGCGUAUGUCCAAGAUCUUUUACGAAGUCACGACAUGCAAGAAGUGCAUCCAACACAGCUGCCGGUGCCUAGAGAAUGGGUGGAAGAGGCGGAAGCUUCAGAGGAGGUCGAGGAGGGCUUCACAGAGGACACGCUGCGCAGAGCCCAACGGGUGGUUGGGGAGGGUCUCUGGUUAUCUACACGGACGAGGCCCGACAUCUUGUACGUGAUCAACCACCUUGCCUCCCUCGUAGCAAAACGACCUGACUACGUCCUCAGAGUGGGGAAAAGACUCCUUGCCUACCUGGCGGGAACGAAGGAUCUACGACUACAGCUCGGAGCACCUCAUGAGGAUGAUCAUGCCGUAAUCUGCUAUACGGAUGCAAGUUAC
Symbiodinium necroappetens is the source of this 3705-nucleotide messenger RNA. The record is from the annotation of a GenBank genome assembly. NCBI's taxonomy places the organism in Eukaryota, Dinophyceae, Suessiales, Symbiodiniaceae.